Molecule: messenger RNA, 987 nt
Organism: Schistosoma mattheei
Lineage: Eukaryota; Metazoa; Platyhelminthes; Trematoda; Strigeidida; Schistosomatidae
Source: the annotation of a GenBank genome assembly
AUGCAUAUUUUAUUCAUUUACUUUAUUAUAUCAUCUAUCAAUGUUAUUGAUAAUACUGUAAUUGAUAAUUCCAAUAUGAAAUGUUUAAAUCAAUGGAUUAAACCAACUGAAGGUGUAGCGUUCUCAUUAUCACCAUGUUUCACAUGUAAAUAUUCUAGUUUUCAAGGUUCUAUGAAUAUUAAAUGGGAUUGUGAACAGUCAUAUAAUUUGAAAAUUAAGGGUUCAAUAGAUUCAAUUGAAUUUGAUGAAUUAUCUAAUUAUGAAUUAAGAAUAUAUAGAACAAGAGAAAAUCUAUCACAAUCUAAUACAAUUUUAAAAGCAUUCUAUAUAACUAGUCAAAGACAAGUUAGUAUAACAUUAACAUUACAAUUAAUCGCACAUCAUUCUAUGAAUGUACAAUCGAAAUUACAAAUAAAUUUUGUGCCAAUUUUAAAUGAGAAUAAAAAAUCAUUUAAAUAUUUUCAACUAUAUUGGUCUACAUUAAAACAAACUGAUUUUACUCUAUUCAUUUACAAUAUAACGCAUACACUUCAAUAUCAAACUCAUAGUACAUCAAUAUGUUUAGAAAAUUUAACAGAAGGUAGUCAAUAUAAAUUUUGUAUUGUUGAAACAUUAUACACAUGUAAAAGUUCAUCAUGGAAUUGUAUUAUUAAAAUAAUUCCAACGAUACAAAGAUCUAUGAAUCAUUAUCAAAAAUCAAUAAAUCAAUUACAAAUUAAAAAUCUCGGUUAUAAUUGGUUACAAUUAACAUGGUUACCAAUAUCACAAACAUUAUAUUGGCAAAUUAAUGAAAUUCCUAUUGGAUAUAUAAUUGUUGCUAUGGGGAAAUUUAAAACAAUUCAUUGUACUGAUCGAAUUUAUAGUAUUCAAGCACCAUGGGCUUACAAUUCAAAAUCAAUUAUAAUGUCAUAUGUAGAAUAUGUGUAUUCACAUAAUAUUACCUCGAAAUGUCAUUCAAUAUUACUUAUAAGGAAAUCAAUGUUUUAA